Messenger RNA from Cuscuta epithymum, 1665 nucleotides. The record is from the annotation of a GenBank genome assembly. NCBI's taxonomy places the organism in Eukaryota, Viridiplantae, Streptophyta, Magnoliopsida, Solanales, Convolvulaceae.
UUACAAUUUAUGAACUUGUACAUUACUACUUUUUCAACCAUAAAACCACAACUAUGCAUGUGAUAAAUUUAUCUAAAAAUAUUAAAAUUAUGUCAAAUUCGAAUGUCUAGAUGACUAGAGGGCGGAGGGCCUAUCGCGUACAUGAAACAACCAACGGUAGAUCAUCAUUAGCAUUCCACAACCGCUGAACGGGUUGGUAUUACCGUAAAUAAAAACGAAUAUGAAAUGGCAACGCUGUAAUUUUACCUCACCCGUCUUUCUUUUAUUUAUUGCUUCUGCUUUCCACGAUCUCAUCUCCUUCAGUACAGUGCGUUGAUCUCUGGCUUCAUUUCUCCCUUCAUCUCUCUCUCUAGAUCCCUCUUCCACAAGCUUUUCUAAGGGAUCAUCAGCAAAAAAAAGGACAAAUGGGGCUCACGUUCACUAAGCUCUUCAGCAGGCUUUUUGCCAAGAAGGAGAUGCGCAUUCUGAUGGUUGGUCUCGAUGCAGCUGGUAAGACAACUAUAUUGUACAAGCUCAAGCUGGGAGAGAUAGUGACUACCAUCCCCACUAUUGGUUUCAAUGUGGAGACUGUUGAGUACAAGAACAUUAGCUUCACUGUUUGGGAUGUUGGGGGCCAGGACAAGAUCCGUCCACUGUGGAGGCACUAUUUCCAGAACACACAAGGUCUCAUUUUUGUUGUUGAUAGUAAUGACAGAGACCGUGUGGUGGAGGCAAGGGAUGAGUUGCAUAGGAUGUUGAAUGAAGAUGAGCUUCGUGAUGCUGUGCUGCUUGUGUUUGCUAACAAACAGGAUCUUCCAAACGCAAUGAAUGCUGCUGAGAUAACUGAUAAGCUUGGCCUUCACUCUCUCAGGCAGCGCCACUGGUACAUACAGAGCACCUGUGCAACCUCCGGAGAGGGGCUCUAUGAAGGGCUUGAUUGGCUCUCCAACAACAUCGCCAACAAGGCCUAAACCGUUGGAAUAGUUGAGUACUCUGGCGCUCUCUCUCGCUCUCUGUCUAUUGCUGGAUGCAGGCGGCGCAUUUAUCUGCUUUCUUUCCAAGUCUUGUGUGGUUAUCAUCAUCCCUUUGGGGGUCAUUUUGAAGUAGUAUAAGAGUUGGAUAUAUGUAAUGUCAUGUCAGCCAUGUCUAGAUUUGAAUACAAUGGUGUAUUAAUUUGAAAAAGGAUUAUUGAUUUUGUUGUUCACAUUAACAUGGUUUUUAAGGGAUUCCGAAGUUUGUUAUCAUCCACGUUGUCGGUUGUGCCGAGAAUUACCUGUAUUUCUGGUCGUGGUUGCACACUUGCACUGUUGCACAGUUGCACACCUUGUUUCCGAUGUUAUACAUUCCGUACAUAGUAGAAACAGUACAUGUGCGUGGGUUCAGUCUAAAUAAGAAUCUUUACAGAAAUAAAAAUCUUUACUCCGGUAAACUUUUUUUUUUGAUAAACUUUACACAGUUUAUUGCAAAGAUUAAGAAAUAUAUCAAAACUUAGUAGGCCGGGGUCUAGUAUGACCCCUAGACCCUAGUUACGCUCUAUGGCUCUACACUCUUGAGAAAGAUUUGAUGUCUUAAAUUUUGGGUAAUCUGUACAUAAGAAGGCUGGGUUAUUUUUGUGUACACAAAUUGUACAUUGUCAGUGUACACAGACAAGUAGGUUAGGAGGAUUUUGUAUACACUUUGAGUAGG